Messenger RNA from Coregonus clupeaformis (lake whitefish), 1431 nucleotides. RefSeq names its product putative methyltransferase DDB_G0268948. The record is from RefSeq and is a predicted model, not a curated record. The transcript has 7 exons. NCBI's taxonomy places the organism in Eukaryota, Metazoa, Chordata, Actinopteri, Salmoniformes, Salmonidae. The coding region runs from base 342 to 1157 and encodes 271 amino acids. Gene Ontology annotation, molecular function: S-adenosylmethionine-dependent methyltransferase activity.
CAUCGACGAAGAAGUAACGAACGGAACAAUCACUGCACUUCGGUUAAUGUCACCGGCAGCGGAAAUGUUACAGCUGAUUGGCAGCUUUUUUACGUUUCAAUAUUAACAUUUCUCAUUAUAUAUUCGUGAGGUUGUUUGGCGACUGAAGUUCAGUUUUAAUCUACCGCUGCAGGUGCAGCCAGAGGAUUGCUUCUGAGUGUCGUUGAUUAUGGUAUAGACGGAGCGCUUUCUCUGAGACAGCAGGUCCUAGUGAAGGAGCAGGUCUGUCUCUGUCUGCUGAGUCACUGCAAGCUGGAGCGAGCGCUAGGCUAGCGGAGCAGACGACAGCAGAGCAGAGCACCAUGACCUACCGGCUGUUUGAGGGGAAACACCAUGCUUCCAUCUACCAGAGGUACCGCUUUGUACCUCCAGAGGAGAUCAGAGACAUCAUCCUGCAUUACCUGGAAAGGAAGAAAGGCCAGCCCCAUGUCCUAGCUGUGGACCUGGGCUGUGGGACGGGGCAGAACUCACGCCUGCUGGCCCCACACUUCCAGGAGGUGGUGGGCAUCGACAUCAGCGAGUGCCAACUGGAGGAGGCCAGGGCAGUGGCAGGUUUCAACAACAUCACCUACAGGAAAGGGACUGCAGAGGAGCUGCCGUUUCCGGAUGGUUCUGUGGACCUGCUGACUGCAUCCUCAGCGGCCCACUGGUUUGACCAGCAAAGGUUCCUCUUGGAGGCAGGCCGGGUCCUGAAGCCUUGCGGCUGCUUGGCUCUGCUGGACUUUGCUGAUAACUUCAGACUCCAUUACGGCUCAUGUGGGGACAGACUCACUGACAUAUAUGAUGAGUUCAAGAAGGUGCUGUUACCAUACACCAGCACACAGGUAGCAGUGCCCAACACCAAACUACAGGAUCUUUACGCCGCCAUCCCCUUCCCUGACAAAGAGAGGAUUGAGUGUAUCCCACUGAAGCAGCAGAUCUCAGUGAGGAACAUAGUGGGCUUCAUAGAGUCCUUCUCCAUGUACCAGGCCUUCCAGAGGGCCGAGCCUGAUGCUGCCACCGCACUGCUGCAGAGAACACACGACAGGUUUCUGAAGGAGAUGGGAGUCACAUCACCAGACACACUCAUGGACGUGACACUGGAGUAUUUCUGUGUCCUGGCAUCUAAACCGGAGUGAACACUCUUUACAGUGUGAAUGUGUUUGUGUGGAGACAGAUGUCUUAAGCUUGUGUUUAGGCUUGUGUGAGUCAUGUUUAAGCUGUUUUUAAUAUAAAUAUUAUUCUGUUCACAUAAGAUGACAUUGAUGUCCCCUUGGUUUUGUCUGUUAUUUUCUUUAAUACAUUGUAAUGUAGAGCAAACUAUUAGCCUUAGUCACAUCAUUACCAAAAUGGUUGCCACAUUUAGUAUCUUCCUUGCAUGAGAUUUACAAUAAACUAUGUAUGCAGACACAA